Messenger RNA from Musca domestica (house fly), 3511 nucleotides. It is a transcript of the gene sens-2, whose product is annotated as zinc finger protein sens. The transcript is spliced from 5 exons. The record is from RefSeq and is a predicted model, not a curated record. Gene Ontology annotation, cellular component: nucleus. The coding region runs from base 104 to 2395 and encodes 763 amino acids. NCBI's taxonomy places the organism in Eukaryota, Metazoa, Arthropoda, Insecta, Diptera, Muscidae.
AAAAUAAAGACUGUUUACAAAAAAAAUAUUAAUAAUAUAAAACAAUUAAUCCACAUUCCCGUAAAAAAUUAUUUAUAACCCUUUACGCCGUACAAAAGACAACAUGGAUAUUAAACCCAUAGUUUUAACUUCAAACUCUCAAGCAACAGCGAACAGUAAUACUCACACUUCCACGCAACCAAAUACAACAGUUUCCUCGAACGUCUCUUCCUCAAACACCACUUCCAUUGCAUCGACAGCUUCCUCCUAUACAAAUAGUGCACCCACAACGGCUGCAGCCACCUCGCAUCUACCGCUCGACUAUAGUCUGGGUAAUUUCAAACCUGCCAUCGCAUCAGAUUUCCCUGGACCCUUUGUUAGUAGUGCAUCAGCGGCGGCGGCGGUAACACAACCUUCAUCGUUACAAAUUCGUGAUAUUAGCGUUUUAACUACAAUGGCGGCGACAAUACCUUCACCAACACAGCUACUACAGCAUCGAGUACACCAUCAGAUGCAUCAUCAACAGCAGCCGCACCAGGCGCAACAAAGUCCAACAUUAGCGGCGGAAGCUCACAGCCAUCAAACAAGUGCCCACGCACAGCAACAAACCGCACAGGAUUAUCAACCUGUGUCCGCAUUUAAAGCGGUGCUGCCAAAAAAGAAAACUACCGACGAUGAACUUGCUUUCAGCAUCAACCGUUUAGUAAAGACUGAACAAUUACAGGUGCACAGUGCGGCAAUGGCAGCAGCGGCUGCUGCAGCGGCCGCCGUAGCAGCCAACUCAAACAAACUGAUCAAAGAAGAAACCAACAACAACAGCCUUACAAUGUUGAGCAAAAAUCACAUAUUGCAAUGGAAACUCGAUAAUGCCAACAGCAAUGGAAUGCCUCUGCAUUACCCCCUGGCUAAUAUGGAAGCUGAACGCCUCUAUGACCGGGCCUCACGCUCCAGGUCGCGUAGCCUUUCACGUUCCUCGUCAUCACAAAUUGAUUUGGAUGAUGAUAGCAAUUGUAGGCGCUCAUUACACUCCAGGUCGCGGUCAAGAUCCAGUUCUGUGGAAUUAGAAGUUGAUUCUCCACCACCGUCACCAGUGCCGCCACGACAUCCAGCCUCGAGACCUUCAAGUGCCCAAAAUACCAAUGAAAAAAUAAGCAGUAGUCACACUAGUCCCAAAAAGUCAGAAAUGUUUUCGGUAUCCGCCUUGUUACGCAAAGAUGAUAAUCACCAGAAAUCCUCACCGCUACAUCCCCAUCCGACUGGCUGUGAUCCGUUUGAGGCUUUCCGACAAGCUUAUCCCGCCAACUAUGAACAAACCAUGUUUCAAAGACCCUUUCUAUCGCCUGCGUUUCCAUUUUUUGCAGCCUUUGCCUUUCACCAAGGGCAGCAACAGCAAUCUGGUUUAAGUUCGAGUUAUCACCCCGCCUCCCAAGAAGACCUGUUUAGGUUGCGUAAUUUAAUGGUGCCUCUACAGACAGCACAAAAUGGUGCAAACCACGCAGCAGCGGCGGCGGCGGCUGGUGUUGGCGUUCCUGGGGCCAAUGGUCUGCCACCAAAUUCGCAUUUGGGCCUGGCCGCCCACCCCUCGCAUUUGCAUCACUUCCACCAUAUGGCUGCAAAAUGGCCUGGUUUACCGCAAUUCAGUGACCUGUACUCAUGCAUGAAAUGUGAAAAAAUGUUCUCCACACCCCAUGGUCUUGAAGUACACUCUCGAAGGACCCAUCACGGAAAGAAGCCCUAUGCUUGUGAGCUGUGCAAUAAGACCUUUGGCCAUGAAGUUAGUUUAAGUCAACACAGGGCUGUUCACAAUGUUGAAAAAGUCUUUGAAUGCAAACAAUGUGGCAAACGUUUUAAACGAUCCAGCACCCUGUCCACUCAUCUGCUCAUACACAGCGAUACCCGACCAUUCCCGUGCAGUUAUUGCGGCAAACGUUUCCAUCAGAAGAGUGAUAUGAAGAAACAUACAUACAUUCAUACAGGUGAAAAACCCCACAAGUGCCAAGUGUGCGGCAAGGCAUUCAGUCAGAGUUCCAACCUCAUCACCCAUUCACGCAAACACACCGGCUAUAAACCAUUCUCGUGUAAACUCUGCCACAAAUCAUUUCAACGUAAAGUAGAUUUGCGACGUCACAAAGAAACACAACACACAAAUUUAGGUCCACUGCUAGAGCGUAACAUGGGCAAGGUGGAUUUUUUGGCAGCAGCCUCAGCAGCAGCGGCGGCAGCAGCCGCUCAAAAUGGGCAAAAUGAAAAUGGUUUAUUACCGAAUGGCAGCAGUAGUGGGUCGAGUCAUGUUGGCAGUUUGUCAUCACCCCAAUCGGCGGUGGGGCAAACGCAACAUCAUGGUCCAACGGCGAAUGCAGCCCUAAAUGCCCAGCUAACCGCUAUGAAUUGCCAAAAGGUAUCAUUGUUGGUAUAACAUCAACAACAACAACAUCAACAGCAUCACGAACAACAAAGUCAACAUUGUCAACUGAUGUCGCAAAUGCAACAAACCUCACAUUCACAGCAGAAUCACAAGUCCCACCCCUCUCAGUCGUAUCACGGAACCCACAUGGCCCAUGCCAUUCAUACCAAUCAUGCCCAGACGCAUGUGCAUCAUACUCAAUUAUCAGUAAGCAGGCCAGAACAACGAACAUGUGCAAUAUUAAAUACCACAGUUGUAGAAAAAUCACAAAAUUUUAAUUUAUUUAUUGCCUAAAAUUAAGAAAAUAAAAACCAAAAGAUUUGCUGAAUUAUUUUUUUUUAUUUAUUUGUUAUUCACAAAUAAACAUUGUUAAACAUAUUUCCAAUACAUAAAUUAUGUUAUAUUUAUUUUGUGUGAAAUGAAAAUACUGAAAAUAGAAAGCUCCCUUGUUGCCAAAAAUUGAUUUUUUAUUAAAUGCAGAAAACUGAAAUUGAAAAAUACUAAAUGUUUAAUUUCCAUGUAAAUUUAAAACCAAAUUCAGAAUAUGUAUAAAAUAGCAUAAAUGUACAUUAUAUGAAAAUCCACUAUUAAAUUAUUUUAACAUAAAUGUAAACUAAAUAAAAAAUUCCAAUACUUUAUAAGGACGAUUACGUAAAUGUUGUACAUUUUUGAGAUUAAAAUUUUAAUGUAAUUAAAAACAAAUAAUCAAAAAUUCAUUACUACUACUAGAGCUGUAUAAAAUAUUCGAUUAUAUCAUACGUGUGUAAGUAAAAGCUUUUAAAUCUUAAAUGAACAAAAUCUUUAGAAUUUAAUUUUAGCUAGUUAUGAGCAAAUGAAUUCAAUUUUACUUAUUUAGUUUAUAUUGUUUAUUUUAUUUUUUUGUUACUUUUGAUAUUAUUAUUAGUGUGCAGGAGUAAUGAAAUAACAUUUACCAACAAUCAUUCCAAAGAAGUUUUCUAGAUGUAAUAAAUUAAUUUUCUCCAAUUUUUAUUACUGUAGGAUGUAAGUAAAAUAAUAUUGUAAUAUUUAAUUUUUUGAAUGUUACUAUAAUUUGAAACUAAGAAAAUACAAAUUUUUAUGUUGAAAAUGAUGUCAGCGAACAAAUGAAAAUAAAUUCAAUUUAUUGAU